GUAUCUCCGUCGCUGGAUGACUUCGGGAGACUUGUUACGACCAGCCAAACAGAUGAGUCGGUUACAGUUGUCGACUUCAGAAACGUGGUGACGCCGGUGGUUAACGGUAGCGUGGUUUGGGAUUAUCGUCUCGAGAGUAUCGUAGGGUUGAAGGCAGAAUAUGCACAUGCGUUCUUUUCGGUGGUUUGCCCCGAUAUUCCG
Molecule: messenger RNA, 201 nt
Organism: Eruca vesicaria subsp. sativa (arugula)
Lineage: Eukaryota; Viridiplantae; Streptophyta; Magnoliopsida; Brassicales; Brassicaceae
Source: the annotation of a GenBank genome assembly